Molecule: messenger RNA, 2983 nt
Organism: Chironomus riparius
Lineage: Eukaryota; Metazoa; Arthropoda; Insecta; Diptera; Chironomidae
Source: the annotation of a GenBank genome assembly
AUGAUCCGUCAACAAAAUCAAGACCACCUGACAUCGAAGCACAAAAUCAUCGCACGAACAUUAGGAUUAGAGCCAAGAAAUCGAAGCAAACGUCCGAGAGAAGUAGACGAAGAAGAACCACUACCUAAGAAACUUAAAACAGUCAGCAUUAACAAAACAAUCAGAGAACUGAUCGAAUUCUUCUUAAGCUCAAACAUAUCUUUGAACUGCGCAGAAAGACUAAGAAAAGUUGAAAUUGUUCAAAGAGAGUUCGAUGCUUACAAUAAGGUCUUCAAUCGAAAGAAGCUCCGAGAAUAUAUUCUUCAAGCAGCAGGAGAAGACACAGAGAAUGACAUAGAGGACAUCCAAGAACCAUUAAAAGGAAUCUACAAAGAGAUUGCAAAUGAGACUAAAGGCAAGUUAGUAUCAAUAAUGUUCGACUCUGCAUCAAGACAUGGAAGACACGUCUUUGCAGUGAGUCUGCGCUACGCAAAGGGAGACAAAGUAGUUGAGCGUACCAUAGGAGUCAUCACUCAACAUCAACGACAAACAGGAGCGAACCUCUUUAACCAAGUAGAGCUACUACUCAGGAAAGUUGGUUUGACGAUCAACGACAUAUACUCAACAUGCACCGACCAAGGAGCUAAUAUGCUCAGAGCAGCUGAUUUGGCAAUACAGGCGCAAGAUGCUAUCAGAAUAUGCCGAGCAAUAGCAAACCUUGAGCAUGAAGAAGAAAUAAACAUCGACGAAGCACAAGCAGCAGAGCGAGCAGAAGAAAUAGAUGUAGAACAUAUGCUUCGUGUAGAGGCAGAACUCGAUCGUGAGUGGGAUGAACAACAACAACAACAUCUGCAUGAUGAACAGGAACAGGAAGAUCCAGAGCCAUUAGUUACAGAAGUCAUGGUAGACGAAGGAGCUCUGUGUUCAAAAAUGGUUUGUGGUGCGCACACAUGUCAACUCGCAGUAACAGACGUCAUCAUCGAUUUUAGGAUGGUCAUAGCAGAAAUACGAGCUGUUGUGAAGGCAUCAAAGAGACUUGAGUUCUCUCAAGUUCUUCAUGCUGCAAGAAUCAGAAGCCUGCGCUUGGACGUCGAAACAAGAUGGGACAGUUUGUAUGGGAUGAUUAGCGACGUCAAUGAAUUCAGAAAUCAGCUCCAGGAAGUUGCGUUUACACACGAAAUACUUGCUCUCAAUGAAGACGCCUGGGAAUUCAUCGAUGAAUUCAUCCAAGUGUUCAUUCCAGUGCACUUUGCGAUGAAGGAGUUCCAGAGAGCAGACAUCACAAUGAGUGAAUUUUACAUCAGCUGGGUGAAGAUGGAGCUCGAAAUCUCUGGUGUUCCACUUGGUGACGAAGAAAUUAAAGACAGACUACUCGAGGCAUUGGAACGACGUAAGAGAAGGUUCUUUGAAUGUGACGCCUUCAUCGCAGCACUUCUUUUAGAUCCUCGUAUCAACUGGUCAAAUAAUCAAGAAGAUUUCUUUGGCCCAGAACUACUGGAAAGAGGAAUGGUGCAUAUCGAAAAAAUUCACCAGGUACUUAUCAACAGAGGACAAGUUGAGCAACUAGAGGAUCAAAAUCGAGAUCAACAAAACGUCAUUUAUGAGGCAUUAGAUCAACGACUAGGAGGUGGUCGACGAGGACAAGAUCAAUCAUGGCAAAACAUAAACCAGCGAUUGACCAUUCGCCAACAGAUCAACAGGUUUCUAGCAGAGAUAAGAAUAUCAUCAGGUGCUAAGUUAAACCCGCAAAAGUACUGGUACAACAAACGUGAUGAAGAACCAGAAAUCUACAAGGUGUCUCAGGUUGUCUACGGGGCUGCUUUUUCACAGGUCAAGGUUGAGAGAGACUUCACAAUAUCAUCAUCAACAAUCGCUGCGAAUUGCACAAAGUCCAACACAACCUGCACUUCUGGAAAAGUCUUCAACACAACAUCAUGCAAAUGUAAUUGUCCAGCUGUUACUUGCACUAAGCCAAUGGCCCUCAAUACAAAAACUUGUGGUUGCAGCUGUGGAUUAUCAUCAUGUCCACGUGGCUCUGUCUUAGAUGCUGCUAGUUGCAGCUGUAAAUGUAACGCAACUACCAAAUGUCCAGACAAUAAAGCAGUAAAUUCAACAACCUGCAAGUGUGAGUGCUCAAAUCCUGAGCCAUGCAAGUCAUUCUAUGCUUUGAAUGAAACAUCAUGUGGAUGUGACUGUGCACUUCGUAGUUCUCAUUGCUCAUGGCCUCAAGUUUUAGACAAAAAGGCUUGUAAAUGCAGCUGCAACAAAACUGCAACCUGCACAAAUUCAAGAGUUUGGGAUGAUGAGUACUGCCGCUGUAAAUGUCCCAAAAAAUUGAAAUGUCCAUCUGGAUCUUACUGGAAUGACACAACAUGUAGCUGUAGCUGUUACAUCCGCUCAUGUUUAAAACCUCAGGUGCUUGAUAACAGCACAUGCAGUUGCACAUGUCCAAACAUUACGACAUGUCCAUCUGGACAAACUUUUGACAACCGAACAUGCUCAUGUCGAUGCUCACCAAAAAAAUGUCCAUCAAAUUACAGAUUCAAUUCAACAACCUGUAGCUGUGACUGUGGAAUUACAAAGUGCAACAGCAAUCAAGUUUUGAAUGCAACUUCAUGUAGCUGUGGAUGUAAUCCAGCUAAAAAAGCUGCAUGCAAUGGAAGUAUGACUUGGAACAAUAAUUAUUGUCAAUGUAGAUGUGAGAAGAUCAACGAUCGCUGUCCAUCCUAUACACGAAUGAAUCGAACAACUUGCAACUGUGAUUGUGCUUUAAGUCCAAGCUUAUGUAGAGCACCACAAACUUUAUUGAAGGAUAAGUGUACUUGUGGAUGUGUAAAUGCAGCAGAUAGCUCAACUUGUGCCAGUGGACAAAGUUGGAACAACGACACGUGCUCAUGCGGUAGUGGAUCCAGUUCAUCAAAUCCAUCAAAAUCGGCUCCUGAACAGCCAACUGAAGCUCAAGUUGAACCUGAAACUGAAUAAAUUUGCCUCUUGUUUUACCAAA